GCGGCUAAAGCCCGAUCAACUUGGCUGCUGCUGCUGCUGAAGCGCGGGCGAGUCAGCGGAAAGGCUACCUGGAUUGUACAGAGCACAGGCGGCGAUGCGGGAUUAGGUGGCCCGGGCAAGCAGCGGAGAAUUCGAGAAUUUUGCGGGAUUGCAAUUUAACUGACACGACAUUUUUUUAAGAAAAAAAAAAAUUUCCCCUUCUUCAUACUGUUCUGCUUUGCAUUAUUUAUCAUCAUCAUCAUCAGAUCUGCGCGCUUUCCUCAGGAGCGCGCGCGCAUACGCGCCGGUCACGGAUCUGAAGAGUUGUUGUUGACGUUGUUGUUUUCAACUGAUUUUUUUUUUUUUUUUUUUUUUUGAAAAGCGGCUGCUAUUUUCGGUUAUCACGGGAUCAACUUGUUUUUUUGUUUUUUUUAAACAUGGACGUGCUGGCGAAUUACAGUAUAUUUCAGGAACUCCAGCUCGUCCACGACACGGGCUACUUCUCCGCGAUGCCGUCGCUGGAGGAGAACUGGCAGCAGACAUGUCUGGAGCUGGAGCGGUAUCUACAGACCGAGCCCAAGCGCCUCUCCGAUCUCUUUGAUGAGGAUUUGGACUGCCUGUUGACGCCAGGUUUCAUGAAAGGUGACAGCGACGAGGACCUAAUGGAUCCGUUGCUUCCCAGCCUGUCAGACCAACCUAGUCCGCCGCCACUGCUCGUGUCUUUGCCCAAAACCCUCCACACUCCAGCCAGCGGGAAAAACGUCGAGGCAGGAGCGAAAGAAGGCAACGGGGGCGUCCACCCAGCACAGCUGAGCGCCGUGACCUCGCUAACGCCACCCUCAUCACCAGAACUGGGACGGCACCUGGUCAAACCGACACAGACCCUCACCGCAACACCUGACGGCACACUCACGCUCAAGUUGGUUGCAAAGAAAGUAGGGCUGGCUACUGCCAAAUUGGUGGCGACGCAGUCCUUGCCUUCACCUCCGGCCCGGGGAGCACAGAGCGACGGAGAAGGAGGCUUGGGAUCGGCAGGACUCGGUGACAUCCCAGAGAACAAGAAGAGGGUCCAUCGCUGCCAGUUCAAUGGCUGCAGGAAGGUUUACACUAAGAGUUCUCACUUGAAGGCACACCAGAGGACACACACAGGUGAGAAGCCUUACAAAUGCUCCUGGGAAGGCUGCGAGUGGCGCUUUGCCCGCAGCGACGAGCUGACUAGGCACUACCGCAAGCACACCGGCGCCAAGCCCUUCAAGUGCAACCACUGCGACAGGUGUUUCUCCAGGUCUGACCAUUUGGCUCUGCACAUGAAGAGGCACAUCUGAGGAACGAAGGAGACAUGAGACGAGAGUGAAGGAGAGAAGGAGACAGAGAGAGACAGAGAGAGAGGGGAGAGGGGGAAAAACGUCUAAGGAGGAGAAGAGUUGUGCCCCGUCCAGAGAUGAAGACUCCUGUGGAGACCUCAAAAAGAACCCGAAGGAAACGGAGGCAGACGCAAAGCAAAAAAAACGCCAGGCAACGAGAUCACAAGAGCAGAGCUUGCUGGAUUCUUCACUUCUUGACAGUUUUCAAAAUGUAUACUCAUGCCAUUUUCUCAUUUAAAAAAAAAAAAAAAAAGGUUUCGUAGCUCAAGCCACUAGCUUGGGAAUCAGACACUGCCAAACGAUAGGCGUUUUGGUUUAGUUUUUCUCCGCACUAUUGCUCUUCUUUGUACAGUACAUCAUAAGUAUGGGACGGAAGACCUGUGAACACUGCAUUGCUCAGAAAACACAUCACAUUUAAUCAGAAAACAACACUUCAGCUCUGAAAAUGUACCUGUGCUCGCAGUUUGACCGACUAAACAAGAGAAAAAAACAAACAAACACACACACACACAAAAAAAAAAACACUUCUUUCUUCUUCCGUCUGCACCAAGGACUCAUAAUAGAAACCGAGCCGCAGUUCACGCCAUGUACAGCAAGCUGCCACUUUGGAGGACGACGUUGCCAAACAUUCUGGACAGUGACCAAUGGAGCUAGUGGCCAAAAGCAAGUCCCUGGAAGGAGCCCCUGCGCUGACCUCCUCUGCUCUUCGCUUCAGAGCGUGCUCCUCUCUUCACGCCUGUCACCUCGCAGGCAACCGAAACAAUGCGCAGCGACACUUUCUUGCCUUUUCUUUUUUUCUUUUUUUUUUUAAAGACAGUGUUACAAAAAACAAAAGAUUGUUUUUUUUGUGAACUGAUGUCUUAAAACUUCAACAAAAAAAAAAAACUUUUUUGCGUACAUGAGCGUGAAUGUGCACAUACGGGC
Molecule: messenger RNA, 2267 nt
Organism: Clarias gariepinus (North African catfish)
Lineage: Eukaryota; Metazoa; Chordata; Actinopteri; Siluriformes; Clariidae
Gene: klf7b
Product: Kruppel-like factor 7b
Exons: 4
Coding region: 417-1304 (295 amino acids)
Biological process (GO): regulation of transcription by RNA polymerase II
Molecular function (GO): RNA polymerase II cis-regulatory region sequence-specific DNA binding; DNA-binding transcription factor activity, RNA polymerase II-specific
Source: RefSeq, a predicted model, not a curated record